AGAGGAGGCUCACUUGGAAAGCAGGGAAAAGGACAUAUGCAUGCUUAUCCUCUCAACGGUCAAGAUUCUCUCAAUCCCCCAAAAAAGAUCGGUGCCUACCGUUCGAUUCAAAAGUCUGACUUUUGUGGAAGAGGGUAACCAUGGCCAGGUAUUAGCCCAAUCAAUUGGGUUCCGCAUUGUUCUCCGACUUAGUUCAGCUUUGGCAUGGGUAUGCGAGGGAAGAGAGAAGGGCUGAGUUGCUAACUCCUACCUCUCCUCUGGGAUGGUUUAGCCUUUUGACUGUAGAAUACCAUUUGUGGAAAUUAUGGAUUCUGAUAUCUAUUAGCUUCGUCUUUCCUUUUCUUCAAUGCUUAUUUAUCCAACGUAAUCAUCACCGUUUUAUUUGCGGAUGAUUGGUCACUCCGGGAUUUUUCUGUUGUUCUCUUCUUCGUAAUUUCAGUUUCCCCUUGUUUUUUCAUGAGAUAAUUUAAGUUCCUCCUCCUUGUUUUGGGUUUUCCCCACUUAUAUACCAGAUCCAUAUAGCAGAUCCAGGCUGCGAAAUCUCAAAUCUGCAGUUUUUUUUUUUUAAUAGUUCCAUUUUGCUUCGUUAAGUCAUUAGUAGUUUUUCGAUCUCCCACUCUGUUGCAGAGUUUAAGUUAUUUCGCGAAUGCGAUUGGAGAGAGUUAUCUUACUCUUUUUGUGGCCCAAGAUCUGACUUCCCAGUUUUCAUCGUUUUUCUCUGAUGUUGUUGCGAAUAUCAGGGUUUGGAUCUUGAGUCUGUUAUUGUGAUAUAGGUCUUCCGAGAUAAAGUCUUGGCACUUGCUUCUUUACAACAUUUUAUUUCCUUCAAGAAUAUGUAUAUUUUCUGUGAAAGUUGUGGAAUCUGGAUCGCGAAGUAGGGAAAAUGAUGAAUUACUUUCCGGAGGAGGUAUUAGAGCACGUGUUCGACUUCGUGACGUCCCAUCGCGACCGGAAUGCGGUGUCUCUGGUGUGCAAAACGUGGUACAGAAUAGAAAGAUGUAGCCGGCAAAAGGUCUUCAUAGGGAACUGUUACUCGAUCAGCCCGGAGAGGUUGAUCCAGAGGUUUCCUAGACUAAAAUCUCUGACUCUGAAGGGGAAGCCUCAUUUUGCGGACUUCAAUCUAGUUCCUGAUGAUUGGGGAGGCUUUGUCUUCCCUUGGAUUGAAGCACUGGCGAAGAACCGGGUGGGAUUGGAGGAGCUUAGGUUGAAGAGAAUGGUGGUCUCGGAUGAGAGCCUGGAGCUACUUUCCCGUUCCUUCUCGAAUUUCAAGUCUUUAGUUCUUGUGAGCUGUGAAGGGUUCACCGCCGAUGGCCUGGCAGCAAUAGCUGCAAAUUGCAAGUUUCUUACAGAGCUGGACCUGCAAGAAUAUGAAAUUGAGGAUCACAAAGGGCAAUGGCUAAGCUGCUUUCCUGACACUUGUACAUCACUGGUCUCUCUCAAUUUUACUUGUCUCAAAGGAGAGAUCAAUUCGGGAGCUCUUGAAAGGCUUGUGGCCAGAUCUCCUAACCUUAGGAGUUUGAGGUUAAAUCCUUCUGUGCCCCUUGACACACUCCAAAGGAUAUUGAUGCGAGCACCUCAGCUGGUUGACCUGGGUACUGGGUCUUUUGUUGAUGAUCCAGAUUCUGGGACGUAUGCGGAGCUUAAAAGUACCAUUUUAAAGUGUAAAUCAAUAACCAGCUUGUCGGGGUUUUUGGAGGUUGCUCCUCGCUGCCUGCCUGCUAUAUAUCCUAUUUGCUCGAACUUGACAUCCUUGAAUCUGAGCUAUGCAGCAGGGAUUGAGGGUAAAGAGCUGAGAAAACUAAUUCACCACUGUGGGAAACUUCAGCGAUUAUGGAUACUGGAUUGGAUUGGAGACGAAGGACUAGGCGUUGUAGCUGUUACUUGCAAAGAUUUGCAAGAAUUGAGGGUUUUCCCAUGUGAUGAAUGGGAUGGAUCUGUAACGGAAAAUGGACUUGUUGCUAUAUCAAUGGGUUGCCCCAAGCUUCACUCACUGCUUUACUUCUGCCAACGGAUGACUAAUGCUGCCCUCAUAACAGUGGCCAAGAACUGCCCAAAUUUUAUCCGCUUUAGGCUGUGCAUCCUGGAUCCCGCAAAACCUGACCCAGAAACAUUGCAGCCACUAGAUGAAGGUUUUGGGGCAAUAGUACAGUCUUGCAGGCGUCUCAAGCGCUUUUCACUCUCCGGCUUGUUGACCGAUAAAGUCUUCCUUUACAUAGGGAUGUAUGCUGAGCAGCUGGAAAUGCUGUCCAUUGCAUUUGCUGGAGAAAGUGACAAGGGGAUGCUAUACGUGCUGAAUGGAUGCAAGAAGCUCAGGAAGCUUGAGAUAAGAGAUUGCCCUUUCGGCAACACGGCACUUCUAAGGGACGUAGGUAAGUAUGAAACAAUGCGAUCCCUUUGGAUGUCGUCCUGCGAAGUCACCCUUGGGGCCUGCAAGGCACUGGCUCGGAAGAUGCCAAGGCUUAAUGUGGAGAUCAUAAAUGAGGAUGAACAGGAAGAGUGUAGCAUGGAUGGGCAGAGAGUAAAGAAGAUGUACCUGUAUCGAACUCUAGUAGGGAAGAGGAAAGAUGCACCAGAAUUUGUGUGGACUCUGUAGGUAUUCUAGGCCAUUUUAAUUGUCCUUUUAUUGAGCAGGCUGUACUUGCUUAGGUUGACCGGUUAAUGGAAAUUUAGCCAGGUGUUCUGUUUUA
Messenger RNA from Prosopis cineraria, 2687 nucleotides. Its product is annotated as protein AUXIN SIGNALING F-BOX 2-like. Lineage: Eukaryota; Viridiplantae; Streptophyta; Magnoliopsida; Fabales; Fabaceae. The record is from RefSeq and is a predicted model, not a curated record. The transcript is spliced from 3 exons. Bases 884 to 2593 code for a protein of 569 amino acids. Gene Ontology annotation, biological process: SCF-dependent proteasomal ubiquitin-dependent protein catabolic process. Gene Ontology annotation, cellular component: SCF ubiquitin ligase complex. Gene Ontology annotation, molecular function: protein binding.